AUCAUCCGCAUAGUGCGGAGCAACAGUAUCGAGGGCCUGAGCGUCCCAUCGUUCGAGAUGGAGUGUGUGGGCUACACCAUCUCGCUGCUCUUCUGCUGGACGCGCCGCGUGCCCUUCAGUGCUUAUGGCGAGCUCUUCUUCCUCGUACUCCAGUCGCUCAUUCUCAUGCUGCUGAUUUAUUUCCAUUCCCCAAGACUGGGCCGCCAGAGAUACCUGAGGGCCGGCAUCUACAUGGGCAUGGUAGCACUCCUCCUGUCACCAGCCAUGCGCCCCGACUGCUUCGAAGCGCUCUAUAACGGGCAGACGGCUCUUUUCACACUCUCAAGACUACCGCAGAUGUGGCAAAACUUUGUGUCCGCCAGCACGGGUCAGCUGUCUCUCACCACCAGUGCCAUGAGCGCAGCAGGGUGUGCAGCCCGAUUCUUCACCAGCAUACAAGAGAGAGCGCCUUUCAGCAUGGUGAUAGCAAGCACGGCUGGCUUCAUGGCUCACGGGGUGCUGCUUGCUCAGAUCCUCGCUUACAGCAAGCCAGCAAUUCAAGCAACGCAGCAAACAGCAGCAGAUACCAAGCAAGCAGCACUGCCAGGCAUACCCGCAUCGGGCCUCCCUCCUCCUACCGCAUCGGAGUAA
Messenger RNA from Closterium sp. NIES-65, 630 nucleotides. The record is from the annotation of a GenBank genome assembly. Lineage: Eukaryota; Viridiplantae; Streptophyta; Zygnematophyceae; Desmidiales; Closteriaceae.